AAAUCCGCUUUAUUUGCUGUUUGGUUUGAAUCGGCGGAGGCGCAGCUUUUGUUCGCUGAAAUUUGAAGAGUAACGGAUUCCUGGUUUUUAAGAGCGUUUUUACAAAACGGUGGAAAAAACAAUUAUUAUAUCCCGAAAAAAGGUUCAGUAUAAUUGAAAAAUGACUCGCACCAAAGCCAAACGAAUGGUCAGUAAGAAACGCGGCUCUGCCGACGAGAAAAUGCGCCUGGAAGGCAAGAUCCGGGAUUUCGACGUUACAGCCGAAUGUGAACUAACUAGCUUCGAAUUGAAGUUUCGCGAGCAGAUGGAUAAAAUUCAGCAGGUGAUUGAUGCGCUGAAGAAUCGAAUUCCUAAGAAAAUCCUCGGAAUGACCGUCAGUAUGGUCAGAGAAUAUAACGAAGAAGUCGAGAAAAACGAGACAUCCUUCUGUGGAGAUCGAACGGCUUUGUUGGCGCACAACUUCAGCGUUCUUUUGGAGAAAUCGGCGCGCAAAAAGUCCAAAGAUGAUGGUUACCUUACAGAGGAAAGCGAAAACUGCGAACGUCUCUCAACGUUGUCCACCUCGAAACGCAUAGGACCGCUAAUGUCUGCCAAGUUUCGACGCCGUAGCAAAUCGACCGGAUGCACCAACACAUCGGUCAUCAAUCGGUCACUUUUUCAAACCACCGGUACGAUCGAUCGUUCCGUGCUGGGCAAAACUUUGACCACAAUCGGAACCAUGGGUUCUAAGGAUCGUGCAUCGAGAUCUAAACUUAAAACAGCGAUGCCAAACCGACCGAAAGCGAUAAGUGUGGACCGCAUUUACGGUGCAAUUACUCCAAAAGUACAACCCAACACUCCGAUGGCCAUCAUCCGACACGCCAAACUCGGCGAACCUGUGUACUCGAUUACUGGAAGUCCCGUUAUCACUGCUAACAUUCUGGAAUCAACCGCCAACGUUAACAUCCCGGUUGCCAACGGGAUGCUGUCGAUUCGACCAACCGAGCUCGAGAAUGUUGAUCCUAAUCUGGUGAGCAAGAUCGAUCCGCACGUUAUGGUCGAACUGAAACAGCUGCAGGAGAACCUGAAUCUCAUCAUGCGUACGCUCAAACUGUAGUUUGAUUUCGACUCAGUUGAUUCGCGUAUCGAUAUGUUUAUUUGUAAUUCUUCUUUUCAACAGUGAUUUUAUGUAGGGUCCUGGAACCUUUUUUCCAGGUAGUCUAUUUGUAGAGGACUUUCGAUAAUUCAACGAAUGUAGUGAACCUGUUAAUAAGGGUAGUUUGUUCCUCUUUUAAUUUGGAAUAAUUUUACA
Messenger RNA from Uranotaenia lowii, 1291 nucleotides. Its product is annotated as borealin-like. The transcript has 6 exons. The record is from RefSeq and is a predicted model, not a curated record. Gene Ontology annotation, biological process: mitotic sister chromatid segregation. Gene Ontology annotation, cellular component: chromosome passenger complex; spindle midzone; chromosome, centromeric region. NCBI's taxonomy places the organism in Eukaryota, Metazoa, Arthropoda, Insecta, Diptera, Culicidae. Bases 161 to 1096 code for a protein of 311 amino acids.